Messenger RNA from Arctia plantaginis, 1884 nucleotides. The record is from the annotation of a GenBank genome assembly. Lineage: Eukaryota; Metazoa; Arthropoda; Insecta; Lepidoptera; Erebidae.
AUGGAUGUUGAGGAAUUCCGUGUCCGCGGGAAGGAAAUGGUAGAUUACAUCUGCACGUAUAUGACAACCCUGAAAGCGCGAAGGGUGAUUCCCUCCGUAGAACCGGGCUACCUUCGAGCAGCUCUACCAGCCGAGGCUCCAUAUCUCCCAGAAGCAUGGGACGACGUGAUGAAUGAUGUGGAGAACAAAAUCAUGCCAGGAGUAACACACUGGCAACACCCACGCUUCCAUGCUUACUUCCCGUCCGGUAACGGCUACCCAUCCAUCCUCGGUGACAUGCUGUCUGCUGGAAUUGGAUGCAUCGGCUUUUCUUGGGCUGCAAGUCCUGCUUGUACAGAACUGGAAAUUAUCAUGCUGGAUUGGAUGGGAAAAGCAAUUGGCUUACCACCAAGUUUCUUAGCUCUUGAAGAAGGCAGCAAAGGCGGUGGCGUAAUUGAGGGAUCAGCGAGCGAAUGUGUGCUUGUAUCUAUGUUAGCAGCGCGAGCCAACGGCAUUAAGCGAUUAAAACAUCAAUUUCCCAACGUCGAUGAAGGCCUUUUACUGACCAAACUGAUCGCAUACUGUUCAAAAGAAUCACAUUCCUGCGUCGAAAAAGCGGCAAUGAUCUGUUUCGUCAAACUUCGUAUUUUACAACCCGAUGAUAACGGGUCUCUUAGGGGUGACACUUUGAAAGAAGCAAUGGAAGAGGACGAAGAAGCCGGUCGAGUCCCGUUUUUUGUAUCAAUAACUCUAGGGACGACAUCAUGUUGCUCCUUUGACAAUCUGCCGGAGAUAGGACCUGUUGUGCGAAAAUUCCCAUGUGUGUGGCUCCACGUUGACGCUGCGUAUGCUGGCAGCUCGUUCCUGUGCCCAGAGCAUAAACAUCACCUUGCUGGGAUUGAGUAUGCUGAUUCAUUCAAUACGAACCCCAAUAAACUCAUGCUGACGAGCUUCGACUGUUCUCUUCUGUGGGUUACAAACCGAUAUUUGUUGACGUCAGCGCUCGUUGUCGACCCACUUUACUUACAACAUUGCUAUGACCAUACAGCCAUUGAUUAUAGGCACUGGGGUGUGCCGUUGAGCCGACGCUUCCGAUCGCUCAAGCUGUGGUUUAUGUUGCGAAGCUAUGGAAUCAGCGGUUUACAGAAAUAUGUGCGACGACAUUGUGAACUUGCAAAAUAUUUCGAACAACUAGUAAAAAAAGAUGAUCGAUUCAAAGUCUGCAAUCAAGUUAGGCUGGGAUUGGUCUGUUUCUGUCUCGUUGGCAGCCCUGACGACCCAAUUGAGCAAAUAGACGAACUCAAUAAGAAGUUAUUGACUAAUAUCAACGCUUCCGGAAAACUGCAUAUGGUUCCGGCCUCUGUCAGCGAUCGCUUCGUGAUUCGCUUUUGCGUUGUGCAGCAACAUGCCACUCGAGAGGAUAUUGAAAUUGCAUGGGAUAUAAUAACAGACUUUGCAACGGAACUUAUUGAAGGACCAGAUAAGGAACGGGACUUGAACGAAGAACGCACACGGCGCCACCGCGCGGCUCUGGCACACAAGCGUUCGUUCUUCGUACGCAUGGUGAGCGACCCAAAGAUCUACAAUCCAGCUAUCAACAAGACCCCACCACCCGUGGCCAACACACCCGGCUCCCCACCACCCUCUGCCGCGGCACCAUUGUCACCAGAUACGCCAUCUGAAGCUGACACCAAAUUCCCACCAUCUACACCAAAACAAUCCUCUUGGAUCAGCUGGCCGCUAGGAUUUUUCUUCCAGAGCGUGGAUAAUGACGCAAACGACUUGCCGAUAAGGUUCCGGCACUUAGACACAAUGGUGCGGCUGAAGAGUCCCGCAACAAGCCGCCGCGGCUCCACCCCGUGCGCUUCACCAGAACACCGCGCCUCCUCGCCAUCCUACCAUUGA